This is a messenger RNA of Cajanus cajan (pigeon pea), 869 nucleotides long. It is a transcript of the gene SAG20, whose product is annotated as senescence associated gene 20. The record is from RefSeq and is a predicted model, not a curated record. NCBI's taxonomy places the organism in Eukaryota, Viridiplantae, Streptophyta, Magnoliopsida, Fabales, Fabaceae.
GGUCUCCUAGGAAGACUCAACUAAACUGAAAACACAAAGGAAUCGCUUAAAUUUCCUUGCAAGGAAGCAUUAAUCUCGAACUGGCUAACUCUCAGGGAACUCAUUCCGACGCUGAUUCCAGCAGUAAGCGGCUGGUGCUGGCACUGUAUGACGCCCUAAACUCCGCCGACUCCCACGCCGUCGCUAACAUCCUCGCCGCCGACCUCGAGUGGUGGUUCCAUGGUCCGCCGCACCACCAGUUUUUGAUGCGCAUGCUCACCGGCGAUUCCAACGACACCUUCCGCUUCCUCCCCCUAAGGAUCGCCUCCUUCGGCCCCACCGUCAUCGUCGAGGGCUGCGACACCGCACGCGCCAUUGCCUGGGUUCACGCGUGGACCGUCGCCGAUGGGAUAGUUACCCAGGUCAGGGAGUACUUCAACACUGCCCUCACCGUCACGCGCAUCCACGACUCCGACGAGAUUCUUCCGGCCACCUCCGCCGCCGGCCGCCUCCCCUGCGUCUGGGAGAGCAGCGUCUCGGGUCGGGUCGGCAAAUCCGUUCCCGGUUUGGUUCUCGCCAUAUAAAUAAAUAAAUAAAAAUUAUUAGGACGCGGUCUCGUGUUGCCGUUACUAUAAUAGUAUUAAAUAAAGGCUUGCACACGUGGCGGUUAGAGUGGUGUGAGUGUGAGACCCUGUUGUUAUUGCCGUGGUUUGUUUGUUUGUUUACUUUUGUUUUUCAAUAUUGCUGUUAAGGUUUGUGUUUGUUUGUGGUUUGAAGGGAAUCACCAUGGGUGUAUCCAGGUGGUUUUACUUUUAUCCUUCUUGUGACUCUGUCAUGGGCUAUUUUCAUGAUGCAAUAAGAAUAUCUAUGGAUUCUGCUUUUAAGACUUC